Brienomyrus brachyistius is the source of this 4042-nucleotide messenger RNA. RefSeq names its product oligophrenin 1 (gene ophn1). The coding region runs from base 432 to 2855 and encodes 807 amino acids. Gene Ontology annotation, cellular component: cytoplasm. The transcript has 24 exons. Lineage: Eukaryota; Metazoa; Chordata; Actinopteri; Osteoglossiformes; Mormyridae. Gene Ontology annotation, molecular function: GTPase activator activity; protein binding. Gene Ontology annotation, biological process: signal transduction. The record is from RefSeq and is a predicted model, not a curated record.
CUUUGCCCAACGUGUACUGUACAAUAUUCCAGAGCAUACAACGAGGAAAUCGUCUGAAAGCCAAGAUCAGAUUCAUGUUACGCUUGAAAAUAAAAAGUUAACACUGGGGUUGGAUUUGAAAUUGCGAGCAUGGAAAAAUCCCGCCUGGAAGGUAAAGGGGGAAAAUACCGCUGAAGUAGAUGUAUUAUAAGAAACGGUGUCCGAAAGCUGCUGAUCUGACCGGAUAAUCAAUAUUGAUUUUGGGAAAACAAGCCUCUGGUAGGACAUACCCACUGAGGAUGUGUGAAACGUAAAGCACAGAUCUUCGCAGUGAAAAAGGUGGAAUACUGAUUCCAAGUUAAUAUUUUUGGAGUCUAUCGAGUCAUCUGAAGCCCAUAAGGUCCAUUUAUCCAUUUUAAGCGAUUUAACGCGCAUUUCGUUGCUCAGAAACUAUGGGACACCCUCCACUGGAGUUUAGUGACUGCUAUCUGGACAGUCCCGAUUUUCGGGAGAGAUUGAAAUGCUACGAAGCGGAACUGGAAAGAACAAGCAAGUUCCUGAAGGAUUUAAUUAAAGAUGGCAAUAAUGUGAUAACUGCAAUCAAGACUUAUUCCCUGGCUGUUCAGAAAUUUGCUCACACGCUGCAGGCUUUUCAGUUUGAUUUCAUUGGCGAUUCCCUGACUGAUGAUGAGAUGAACAUUGCUGAGUCUUUUCGGGAGUUUUCUGGCCUGCUACAAGAAGUGGAGGAGGACAGAAUGAUGCUGGUUCAGAAUGCUUGUGACUUGCUGAUUAAACCACUGGAGAAAUUCCGAAAAGAGCAAAUAGGAGUCACAAAAGAGAAAAAAAAGAAGUUUGAGAAAGAAAGUGAGAAAUAUUAUUCUGUGUUGGACAAACAUUUAAACUUAUCGUCCAAAAAAAAGGAAACUCACUUACAAGAGGCUGAUGAGCAGCUUGACAAAGAGAGGUUAAACUUCUACGAGUCCUCAGUGGAGUAUGUCUACCAGAUACAGCAGGUGCAAGACCGGAAGAAAUUCGACGCGGUGGAGCCUGUUUUAGCUUUCCUCCAGAGUCUUCUGACACUGAAUAGCCUCACCUUUGAGACAACUCAAGACUUCAUGCCGUACAAGCAAGAGCUGCAGCUCAGCCUGCAAAAUACAAGGAACCACUUUGAAAGCACCCGGGAAGAGAUGGAGGAGCUCAUGAAGAGAAUGAAAGGCUCUCCUCAGAUGUGCAAAAUUCCCGGCCAGCCCACCAUUGAAGGCUACCUGUACUCACAGGAGAAAUGGGCUCUGGGUAUUACAUGGGUGAAAUAUUACUGCAAGUAUUACAAGGAGAGCAAGCUACUCAUUAUGAUUCCUGUAGAGCAGAAGCCUGUUACCAAACAGGGCCCUGUGGAGUUGAAACUUAAAUUGUGCAUCAGACGCAGGACUGAGUCAAUAGACAAACGUUUCUGCUUCGACAUAGAAACGUGCGAAAGAACUACACCUGUUACACUCCAAGCCCUUUCUGAGGCAAAUAGGAAGCUGUGGAUGGAGGCAAUGGAUGGAAAAGAACCUAUAUAUCAUUCACCAAUUCAAAAGCAAGCUGAGAUGGAGCUCAAUGAAGUUGGAUUCAGGUUUGUCAGGAAGUGCAUUAAUUUUGUUGAAAUGAAAGGACUUACCCAAGAGGGCGUCUACAGAACAGUUGGCAGCAAUAUACAAGUGCAAAAAGUUAUAAAUUCCUUUUUCAAUCCAAAAUGCCCAGGAGAUGUGGAUUUCAGCAGUGGUGACUGGGAUGUCAACACUAUCACAAGCUCCAUGAAGUUCUACCUCAGGAGUCUCGCUGAACCUCUGAUGACCUUCAAUCUCAACAGAGAACUUAUUUCAGCUGCAAAAUCUGAAAAUCUUGACUAUCGACUUGGUGCCAUUCACUCGCUCAUCUAUAAACUUCCGGAUAAGAACAGGGAGAUGCUGGUUCUGCUUAUUCGACACCUAGUCAAUGUAUGCAGUCACAGCAGAGAGAACCUGAUGACUCCGUCGAACAUGGGAGUGAUUUUUGGACCCACUCUCAUGAGAGCUGAGGAGGAGACCGUGGCUGCCAUGCUCGAUAUCAAGUUCCAGAACAUCGUAACUGAGAUCCUUAUCGAAGACUAUGAGAAGAUUUUCAGUGCUGCGCCAGAGGAAAGUUCAGCCCCACCCCUGCCUCCUCCCCGGGUCAACCCACGGAAGCGUCAGCCAAUCACUAUUUCAAAGCGUCCUCCUCGACCACGCCCAGCCAUCAAUUAUAACCUUUUUGAGAUCACUGAUGUUGAAAACUGUGGUGAGACACUGAACAGCAGUAGGUCACAAGAGGUGGAGAUGGAGGCUGAAGCCCAAACCAGUCCAGUGCCCUUCCAACGGACCAAGCUGGCCAAUUACAGUCCUCAUGUCAGUGGAAGAGAGAUGGCACCAAAGCACCCCCUCAAGCCCAUACCAAAUAGCCGGCUUGACCUGCACUCCGCUUCAGAAGUUGCUAAAAUGGUCUCAAGAUUACAAGACAUUGGUCAUAGACCAGAUGAUGCAGCGUCAAGUGGAAACACAGCCAUCACAGUGAACAGAUCCUCAUCUUUCCAGAUCAGAAGGCCUCCUUCUAAGGAAGGCAAUACCAAUGGUAUAACCAAAGCCAGGGGACAAGCAGAGCGGCAUCCCAUCUGUAGACCCCCCAUGAGACCACCUGACCCUCCUGCCCGAUGUCCAGCACUUCAAAAAUCUCCAAAUUCGCCAACUACUGAGGAAACUUCAGCUUCUUAUGUUGCUUCAAAAGCCAAAUUUUUUGAAAAUGCUUCAAGGCAAAACAGGAGUGCAGGGACUUCACAAUCAUCAGCUUUGGUGAGCACAAAAGACGAGAGUUCAAAAUGAAGUCUCUGCGAGACCUGCUUCAGUCAUCUCCAGUUUCAGUGAUGAAGUUUUGGGACCAGGAAUUUGAGAGCCAACAGGAUAUACACUUAGCAGCUGAUUGUGUUGUCCAUCAGUCAUCCUGCGGUUUAUAUCAUUCUGCAGAGACAUGUUUACAACAGGUGCUUUUUUUGUGAUAAAAAAAUGAUGCGGUAUAUAAGGGAUGUCAUUUUACGAGCACAGCAAAUCCAUUUUAACCUUGCCAAUACAUGAUCCUGUUUAAACUGAAAAUCUCCAUUCCAUUGUGUGUGGACUGUCAUUCAAGGGAAACGUUCCGUAGAUGGCGUUGGUUUCUAUGCCACUUACAUGCAAAUGAAGACUGUUGAACUGCAUUAUAUUUUUUAGCUUUUCAAUUAAUGUGACACUGCACCUUUAAAAAACGUGCCAAUGAGAUCAUAGUGUGCAAUUGGUUUUUUUUUUGCGAAAUUGACUACGGAUGACAGACUUCAAAGAAAGUACAGUCCCUCUGCACUACAGUAGGUUUGCCUAUGGCAAGUGGGAUUGAUCUGAAUCUCCCAUGUAGGGGAGAUUUUAUUCCGCGUCACCUGUGGUGCCUAAUCCCCGUUCUUCUAAAUAUCCAGAUUGUCGCACCUGGAAACUUGCUCCCAAGUUUAUUUCAUUUACCAUUAGAACUUCUCAGAACAAUUAAGGGUGACAUGGACUUGUGAAUGUGUUAAAAGUGGUUUUGUUUUUGUUUGUUUUUACGGUAUGUGGUCACUUUUAAAUGUGAAUAUGAAAUAUAGGGGAAAAAACACUUCAGUCUAUAAAAAAAAAAGUAAAACGUAAUGCUUCUCCAUCAGUUGAACUCUCUUGGAAAAUUAGCGUACAGAUUUGAAUACCUGUAAUUAGUUCUAUAGCGGUACAGAGAUGGUCGAGGCGGAGUAGUUGGAUAUUCACUUGUCCUUAUGUAAUGUAAAGUACGUUUUCCAUCUGAUUCUUCUCCGGAUUCUCUCUUAUUGGCAGUGGUAUCUCUCUCCAGAUUGCUUCAGGAAUAAAUUUCCUGAAACCGACAUCUGUGUAAUCUGCUUGUCUUUUUGUUUUUUUUAACCUUUUCUCAUUUAGAUUUUGUUGAAUAAAUUCAUUGCUUUUUGGCUUUCUUUUUAUGUGCGAAUCUAAACACAAUACAUGUCCAGUUGUUAAUCCCAUUUAAA